Megalobrama amblycephala (Wuchang bream) is the source of this 5216-nucleotide messenger RNA. RefSeq names its product cingulin-like 1 (gene cgnl1). Lineage: Eukaryota; Metazoa; Chordata; Actinopteri; Cypriniformes; Xenocyprididae. The coding region runs from base 205 to 4131 and encodes 1308 amino acids. Gene Ontology annotation, cellular component: myosin complex. The record is from RefSeq and is a predicted model, not a curated record. The transcript has 19 exons.
GCUCUUCAACAGUCCGUGUGCAUGAAGUAAAACUAGUCUGAAAACAAGACGUGCAACAAGUGACUUUGACCAGCUGAGAGGAGAUGGUGCUUUCUCUUUGUGUCAUAGCUUUUUAUAGAGCUUGAUCAACAAAUCAACGAUAAACGACAGACAGCGGGGUGAGCCUUAUCCACAAAGAGGGAUUUGGUUGUUUCAGUGUUCCUGAUGGAGUCUUACAGAGUUAGCGGCAUGCCAAACACUGGACUAUCUCAAGGCUAUACGCAGCCUUCCCGCACAAGAGGCCAGAGCAAUGGGACGUACGGCCUCAGUAUCAGAGUUCAAGGCAUAGAUGGACACCCCUAUGUGGUCCUCAAUAAUCAGGACAGAGGUCCGAACCCCUAUGCGGACCCUCAAAACAAUAAUGGAUAUAUGGAUUCUGAAAGACCAAACAAUUAUGAGGAAUAUGAUUUCAAAGGAACCAGGAAGAAUCUUUCCGAAGGCCCAUAUGUGGAUUUUAUGUCUCCGAAGCUUCAUGGAGGUCCUCACAAUGGGACUUCUGAUCCUAAGAAGCAAUCCAGUCUUUUAAACUUCCAGAAGCAUCCAGAGAUUCUCAAGCCGUAUGAUCCUGAGAGCAAUACUCUUGAUAGCUUUCGAAGUUUACCUGUAGUUGAGACCCGAAACCCCUACCCAGGAUCCCUACCCAGAGCCAACUCCCCAAUUGUGAGCCAAGCCAGAUCCUCCAGCCUAGUUCCAGAACCAUCUUUUCUAGAUGACAAGGGACACGCCCAACCUCAGGUUCGUCCCCAGACACUCCCGUUCAAUGUCCAACCUCAAACAGGUCCGACCAAAGAGCAUGUUCUGGCCCAGCCUCAGGUCAAACCCCAAGUUCAAGCGCAACCUCAGGUCAAGCCUUCUUUUAAGACUCCAGUGCCCUACCAGAGUCUGUCUCAACCCUCACAACGCCUUCCAGUUCCUCAGGCAUCUACAGAAGCCAGUAACCCCAAUGACCAGACCAAGGUCUCUUCUAGACCGCCCAGUUCAGUUAGUAGCACCAACUCCAGUCUGGAACGAAGUCGACGUGAGCCAGAUGUGUUGCCCUUGCGGCGUAUUGACUCCAGUGGCCCGGUGCUACAGUCUUCCUUCUCCCGUGACUCCUCUGUUGACUCUACAACACCAACAAAGGAAGACCAGUUGGACCAGCUUUAUGCAGAGACUAUCAACCGCCAUGAGAACCGGCGCUACAUCCCUUUCUUGCCUGGCACAGGGCGUGACAUUGAUACUGGUUCCAUCCCAGGUGUGGAUGAGCUUAUCAAGAAGUUUGACAGCAAAGAGACUCAACAACGCAGGGGGCGGUCAGGGCGGAGGAAUCGACUAAACCCAGAAGACCGCAAACGUUCCCGUAGUGUUGAUAGUGCCUUGCCAUUUGGUCUUGGGGGUGACACUGACUACUUGGAUGAGGUUAGCAAGAAUCGGGGCAGAUCUACAGAGCAUCUUCUUCGCCCAUCACUGCUCCUGCAGAAGGGUGCUGGAGUGAAGACCUCCCCAAUGUCGCCAACUUCCACUACUGGACCCAGGAUAAGCCUAAGAAAUGCAACACAAGUCAAAAGUGCUCCUGGCUCUCCUCAGGGGACAGUCUCCAACUCUUCAGCUGCUAUUUUGGGGUACAAGAAUCCUCAGAGUCAUCCCUCUGUAGCACCUGUAGAGAACAAAAAUGAAGAGGCCAAAACGUCACAGACUAUGAGGUGCAUGUCAAGUCUAAAAACAGGAUCAAUUUCUCGUCCUACUGUCAACCGUAAAACGACGAGCACUGAAGUGGAUGCCCAGGUGACACCUGAUCUUCUGAAAGGUCAACAAGAGCUUUCACAACAAACAAAUGAAGAGACUGCUAAGCAGAUAUUAUUCAGUUACCUCAAAGAUGGGAGCAAUGAUAACGAUGACACUACCAAGAGGAAGGUCAACCUGGUGUUCGAAAAAAUCCAGACCUUGAAGUCACGGGCUGCUGGAAACGUGCAAGGCGACAACAAAGCUCCAGACCUGGCAGCCCAGGCUAGAACCCUUCAGGAGCAGAAAACCGAACUGGAAAAAGAAAUUGCUGAUCUUAAGAAACAGCUUGAGAAUGAAAGCAAGAAGCGCACUGAUCUGAGCGAGACUCAGCUGAAGGCGGGAGCAGGAAUGAAAAAUUUGAGGAGAGAGCUGGAACAGAGUCAAGCCGAGUGCAGCAGACUACGGGACAAGCUUAGUAAAACAGAGGCUGACCUGCGCACUACAGUGGAUGAACUCUACCAGGUAAAAAUGGAGAAAGAGCAGUACCAGACUGAGAUCCGAGACCUGCAGGACCAGCUCUCCGAGAUGCACGAUGAACUGGACGGAGCCAAGCAAUCUCAAACAGACAGCACAGACAAAGAGGCCAUGAUGGAGGACUUUAUGCAAUUGAAACUUGACCUCCAGGAUCUGCUUCUUGCCAAAGAGGAGCAGGAGGAUCUGCUGAGGAGGCGUGAGAGAGAGCUGACCGCCCUUAAAGGAGCUCUGAAAGAGGAGGUGGCAACUCACGAUCAGGAGGUGGAUAAACUUAGGGAGCAGUAUGAAAAGGAGAUCCGUAAGCUGCAAACGGUUGUGGAGGAAGCCAAACAGAACAAUGUCACAGCCAAUAAGGAGAAGGAGGAAGUGGAGGCAGCAAAGAAGGUAUCCGAAGGCCAGGCAGGCCGACUGUCUCAGGAGGUCGAGAGACUCCGCAAGAGGGCACAUGAACUGGAGAACGAAGUGGCCAAACUCAACCGCAUCAUCGAUGAAGCCAAGCUGCAGGAGAGCAGGCUGGGGGAGCGAGCUGGCCGUCUGGAGAAAGAGAAAAGGCAGUUGGAGGAGUCUCUCGCUGAGGUCAGGGAACAGGAAGAGGAAAUGACCCGUGCAAACCACGCGCUUACCACUCGCCUAGAGGAUGUGCAGAGAAACUUAACCAAAAUGACUCAAGAGCACCAUGAGCUGCAGGACCGACUAAAGGAGGAGAAAAGUCAGAAAGAGCAGUUUAAAAACACCAAGAAUGAGAUUGAAGAUGAGAGGAGGCUGCUGGACCGAACUGUGGAGAAACUCCAACGGGAGAUGAAUGAGAUAGUGGAGGCAUCUCAGAGCUCAACUCAGGAGCUGCAGGAGCAGAUAGACAUGUAUAAGGAGAAGAACCGGAGGGAGAUGGCGGAGCUGCAGAAACAGCUGAGAGAGGGAGGACUGGAGCUGGAGAAAUCCCGUCUUACUGCCAAGACCCUUCAGGAGGAGCUGGCUCAUGUGCAGGAGGAUCUGCGGCAGUGUCAGACAGACAGAGAUGAAGCGCUGGAGAGAGUGAAGGACCUGGAGCAGAAGGUUUACGAACUAGAGGUCGAGGCCGAGACCAAAGCCCACUCAAACGACAAAACCAGACAAGUUAAAGUCUUGGAGGACCGUCUGUCUGCGGUACAGGUUGAGCUGGAGGAGGAGAGACAGAGUGGAGACAUGCUGAUGGAGAGAAUAGACAGAGGAAGAGAACAGUUGGAACAGAUGAGGAAUGAGCUGAUGCAGGAGAGAGCCAGCAGACAGGAUGUGGAGUGUGACAAAAUCUCCCUGGAGAGACAGAAUAAGGAUCUGAAGAGCAGGAUUGCUUAUCUGGAGGGAUCUCACAAGCCUAGUAAAGAGGGAUUGGUGGCCCAGCUGGAGAACCGCAUCCAGGAACUGGAGGAAAGACUAGAAGGAGAGGAGAGGGAACGAGCUAACUUGCAGCUGGCGAAUCGUCGGCUAGAGCGUAAAGUGAAGGAGAUGAUGAUGCAAGUAGAUGAAGAGCAUCAUUCACUGCAGGAUCAGAAAGAUCAGUUGAACUUGCGCCUGAAGGCUCUGAAGAGGCAGAUGGAUGAGGCGGAGGAAGAGAUCGACCGCCUGGAACACAACAAGAAGAAACUGCAGAGAGACUUGGAGGAGCAGCAGGAGGCCAACGAACAACUCCAGAGUCAGCUCAAAGCACUGCGCAGUGAGAUGAGGCGUAAGAACAACUCUGCACCAGUCCUGAACGCCGAUGAUGAUGAUGACGACGACGACGAUGAUAUCAGCACUGAUGGCGAGACCUACUUCAGCUCUUCAUCUGGCUACAAGCGUUCCAGCAGUCCUGCCUUCAUCUCCAAUUUCUCUCGGUGAAAACACGAUUGAAAAACUGGGAAGGAAAUAUAAAGAAAGAUGGAAAAAUAUAUUUGUGCUCUGUUAUAAACUCUUUGCCACAAUUUCAUGUAACCAUGAGCCCAAUCCCAAUGCCUUUUCCCCAUGAUUAUAUAUUUUUGCUAGAUUUUUGUACAAGUAAUCUUUUAUGUGUUCAACCCUAUUGGAAGUUGUAUAGCACUGUAUAUCUGUGUUAAAUACAAUGUUUCUCAAGUUUUAGUUUUUUUUUUACUGUUAAACGUCUUCACAGUUCCACUGAAUACACUGACAUAAACAGCCUUUUAAUGUUGCAAAAAUGCCAUUUGUUAUUUAACUAUCCGGAAUGUGAAGGACUGACAGAUCUUUUUCAAGGAAAUUCAUACAAUACAUAGUAAGGGAAGUAUGUAUGAGGGAAUUUUUAUACAUAAAAACAUACAGUUAUGGCCAACAGUUUUUUUUUUUUAUGAACAUGCAGAUAUGUUAUUUUUCUAUUCAUAUGAAGCUGCUUUCACUUCUGUAAAUUUUCAAUUCAUUUUCAACAUUAUUCCAGACAUAAGCGCCUUGAAAAUGUGCAGAGGUGCUCUGUUGCAACUGGCUGCACCAAUCCAUACACCUGAAAUGUUACAUUGUGCUAAAACAUUUAUGUUUCCAGGAGUUAUCAUUCCUUUCUGAAACACAAAACAGUGUUAUGAAUCAAAUCGUAUGAGCCUGUUGUAUUAUAGAAAUCAUUUAGAACUGGUUUCACUAAACCUUUAUGCCACUAAUGGGAUGCUGCCAUGUACCUGCUCAAAUGUGAAAGCAUCUGUGUGCCUGUUGUUUGAGAGGUGGAAGAGAUGUCCUUCCUUAUGCAAACAUUGUAUAUUACUGUUCUGACAAUCACCCUUUGGAGAACACUGUGAUGAUUUGCACUGUAUGUUGAAGUGAACUCUUUGUGUGUCUGGUGCUUAAAUGUUGUUUAAUGGAACAAAAAGCACUAUUAUUAGACAUUAGUGCAUCUUUUUUAAGGUUCAAAAAUGAAUCCUGCUUCUACCUCUUUGUAAACAUCUACAUUUAAAAAAAACAAAUAAACUCCACAGUUAUUCCCAUGA